Messenger RNA from Liolophura sinensis, 3453 nucleotides. Its product is annotated as ubiquitin-like modifier-activating enzyme 5. Gene Ontology annotation, biological process: protein ufmylation. Bases 90 to 1295 code for a protein of 401 amino acids. Lineage: Eukaryota; Metazoa; Mollusca; Polyplacophora; Chitonida; Chitonidae. The record is from RefSeq and is a predicted model, not a curated record. Gene Ontology annotation, cellular component: cytoplasm; cytosol. Gene Ontology annotation, molecular function: UFM1 activating enzyme activity. The transcript is spliced from 12 exons.
UCUGACAGCUGUUUUGCUAGAAAGACGUGAAUAAGUGGAUCAGACGCUCUUAGCGUUUUCAAAAGUUGUUUAUUGAUAGUUAAUGUAGAAUGGCUUCAGUAGAAAAGCUCAAGAAACGCGUGAAAGCGCUUGAGGAGGAACUAAAACGAGAAAAGCAGAAAAAUGCCGAGGCCGGCUCGACCACUGUCCGUCAAAAAAUCACCGAAAUGAGUUCGGAAGUUGUGGAUUCAAAUCCUUACAGCCGGCUGAUGGCCCUGAAGAGGAUGGGAAUUGUUGACAAUUACGAGAGGAUCAGAGAUUUCACUGUGGCUGUUGUUGGAGUGGGCGGAGUUGGGAGCGUUACCGCAGAGAUGCUCACCAGAUGUGGAAUAGGAAAGCUUCUCCUGUUUGACUAUGACAAAGUGGAAUUAGCAAACAUGAACCGUCUCUUCUAUCAACCACAUCAGGCUGGCCUGAGCAAAGUCGAAGCUGCCGAGAGGACACUAAGAGAAAUCAACCCAGACGUUGAAUUCGAAGUUCACAAUUACAACAUCACUACUAUGGAUAAUUUUAGUCACUUCAUGGAAAGAUUGAAGGAAGGUAACUUGUCUGGUAAAGGCCCUGUAGAUUUGGUGUUGAGCUGUGUGGAUAACUUUGAAGCCAGGAUGGCCAUAAAUACGGCGUGUAAUGAAAUUGGCCAGAACUGGAUGGAGUCUGGGGUCAGUGAAAAUGCAGUCUCUGGUCAUAUACAGUUUAUCAUUCCUGGAGAAACGUCUUGUUUUGCUUGUGCCCCUCCUUUGGUUGUGGCAACAAAAACUGAUGAGAAGACAUUAAAGCGAGAAGGCGUGUGCGCGGCGAGUCUCCCUACAACAAUGGCCGUUGUGGCAGGAUUUCUUGUGCAGAAUACCCUAAAAUAUCUGCUUCAGUUUGGAGACGUAUCGUUCUAUUUAGGUUACAAUGCGCUACAAGAUUUCUUCCCCAAAAUGGCCAUGAAACCAAACCUCAGUGUGAUGACCGAUACUGUCAAAAAACAGCAGACCGAAUUUCAGAAACGAGAAGCUGCUAAACCCAAAGAAGAGAAGAAAGAAGAAAUUGUUGAAGAAAUAGUCCACGAUGAAAAUCCAUGGGAAAUUCAACUGGUCUCUGAAACAACAGAGGAAGAAUUGAAAGCUGCGGAAGGUGACAAGCCGGAGUUGACGGAAGGUGUUCGGGUAGCAUAUACCAAACCUGCAGACAGUGAAAAGGAUGACUCUGGAACAGUGGAUACCUCAGAUCAAAGUUUGGAGGAAUUAAUGUCUCAGAUGAAAGGAUUAUAAUCAAAAUAAAUACAUUAACUUUAAACUCAUUGAUAUUUAUUUCAAAUGAAAAAAGUUCCAUGGCAUACCGCAAACAUUGCAUAAGUUUUUAUAACAGAAAGAUUGUUGUUUUUUUUUCUUAAUUUUAUUUAUGUGGUUACCCCUAAAUCCUAAAAAUAUAUAGCCACAGGCUUAUUGCAUGUAUUGGCCUGUUACAGAAAUGUUGUUUGAGUGGUAUUUAGAAGUUGGGAUGAAAGUACACCGAACAAGGCAUUCUUAUGGAUAUACAAACCAAGAAGUAUAAAGCAAGAAGUUAUAUAUCCAUAAGAAUGCCUUUUUCAGUGUAGAGAAAUGUUAUCUGAGGUAUUUUAUAUUUUCUGUGCCAGUCAUAAUUCAUGUUUCCUCAGACCUUCAAAAUCUUAUGAAUUAUAUUUUCAAAUUUCAUCUGAAGUUAUAUUUCAGUGAUUGAAUUUGUGAAGGAUUUAGGGUAUUAUCUGAAUUUAAAAAACACUGUUACAUAACAUUCUUAUUUUUUUAUCACAUUUUAACUCUCAAACUCAAAAUUGUGAGUCUCAAACGUCAUUGAUAUUCAAAUAUUAAGAGGAAUGAAGAGCCUGUUUCUAAGCUCAAGGUCCAUAAGAAAUGGCACCUUUAUUACAGUAAAUGUUUAAUAAUAGUGGAUAUGCAAAUCAGAAAGAGGGUAAUAUUAAGGCAACCUGAAGUGACAAGUGUUUAAGUAAAGAAAAACGCUCUUCAUCAUUCUGUCUUUUCAUUUAUGGUCACAAUGACAAAUUCCAAACAGUUUUUAAAGACUCUUUCUGUUCCAUGUAUUUGCUGAUUAUUUGUUAAAAAAAAUGUAUUAUACACUUUUUGCUGAAUGUAUGUAUUGUAAAGGCGAUGUAACCGUUGCAUGAACUGAGGAAAUGUGAAAUUUGUCCAGCAUUAACCAGCUUGGACAAGAUAUGUUCAAGAUUCACCUGCUUCAUUUCUGUUUUUCACGUGGAAAGAUCUGCCAUCAACCUGCAGAUAGUCAUAAGUUCAAGUCCAGCUCAUACUGGCUUCCUGUUGGGUUGUAGGUGGGAAGGUGUGGCAACAACCUGUGGAUGGUCGAAGGUUUCCUCAAGGCUUUGCCGGGUUUCCUCCCCACCAUAAUGCUGGUUGUCGUCCUGUAAAUUACACAUUCUUGAGUAUGAGGUAAAACACCCAUCAAGUAAAUAUAUCAAUUAAAAUCAUCAAUUCUUCUGGCCUUAGUAGCAAUAGGUAGUUAGAGCUCGUAGCUCACAUGGCCGUAAGUGGUCUGACAUGAAGCUUUCCUUCAUUAUGAGGUACAAAUUGAUAUCAUACAGAUUGUUAAAAUCAGUAUGUGUGGGCAAGUUGUUCUGUUAUACUCCGUGGUGGUCUCCAAUCAUGACGAGGACCAUCGCUCUGGCGUAUAUGAAUAAAGCCACUGACCAAUAAGGUCAUGAGUUCAAAUCCAGCUGUGGCUGUUUUGGCUGUGGCUUCAAAGUCUGGAGGUUUGUUUACUCCGAGAACUCCAGUUUUGUACCUUAUGAUUGACAUCAUGUGAGUGAAAAAUCCUUGUCCAAUCAAUCAAUCAACCAAUCAAUCAAUCAAUCAUGUCGACGACGGCCGUAAUAUAAAUGAAAUGCUGUUGAAUACAGAAUCAAACACUCGUCAUUCAAUCAAUCAAACUGAAAAGAAUUUCCUUCUCAGAUUCCAUGUGGAUUAGUUGUGAUUUUGUUAGCUUUUAACGACCUCAAAUAAAAUGAUAAUGUGGGGAUUUUGUAAAUGUCUUGAAAGACACGAGGUGAAUUUUGUGAACGGAAGACCACGGGAUGUAUAUGUGUUCCAUUAUGCCCAGUGAGCGUUCGUCUUUUCAAAUUACAAUGGAUAACUUUAGUCGGUAUUAAGUGGCAAGGGUGGGCCGGGGAAGAGUUGUUAAAUGUGAUUGCUUUUACAUCACUAGGAAUUUGUAGAUACCCCUGCUGUCAUUUUUGGGGAAAGCAAAAUGAACUGACGCUGAAAUGGUUAUGGAUGUACCACUGGGUCCUCAUUGUUAUCGGUGGGAAAUGCUCCAAUCAUACGGUUUGUACUUCCGGGCACUUUUCCUUUCUGGCUAAUUUAUAUUUGCUUUAAUGAUCACGCAUAAAUGUUGUCAAUAAAUGUGUAUAUAAUGCUG